AUCCUUCUUCCCAUGAACAAUAAAGUGAAUCUCUUGGAUCUCCCAGAAAUCAUCUCGCAUGUUGGUCGCUUUCUCGAUCAGAAUGACCACCUGAUCUGCAUUCGCGUCUCCAAGAUAUUUUACUCUACUCUUAUCAGGUCCAUAUGGAGGACAAUCUUGGUUUCAUCUGUACAAGGAUAUCCAUCUGGCGAAGCACUGCAGAACAACAAGAAAUACAUAGAAGGGAUUAGACUAUAUGGCGACAUUCCAAAGGAAAUUCACUUAACCAGGUAUUCGGUUUCGGAUGAGCUCUGGCAGACACUUCUGGGAUGCACCAAUCUCGAGCGCCUAGAAAUAGCUUACACGCGUACAAAUGCCAACAUCGAUCUAUUUUUUCAACUACCUUUCAACUUCCAAAAUAGUGAGGCCAGCGAGCAUAUCUUCCCAAAUAUGCACACACUAAGUAUUAGAAGCGUCAAAAUAAUCAAUCCCCCAUAUCCGUACACAUCAUCUUAUUGUCUCGGCAUGUUGGUCAGGGAAUGUCCAGGGUUGUGUGCACUGACAUUUGACGAUGGCACAGAGUCCUACAAAAUUGAGCAACCAAAACACAAUGAUUUCCGCAGGGCAGCAUUCCUUCAGCAUCCCUGGGCACUAACAAACUUAUCAGAGUUAUGUAUGCCUUCUAUGAUCAUAAAAGACGAGGAGCUUGCAGCGCUUCUCAGACAGAUGACUGAAUUAAGAAAGCUACAAGUCCCAUCUUGUGAACUCGGCCAACUCUCUCUGCAAGAGUUGCUAACUGAAAAACAAGGAAUUCUGAGUAAUGGUCAUACGAUGCGGAAGACAAGGCAUCGGAGGCUCUGCGAGACUGUUGAAGUAUUGACAUUCAAUGUACAAAGCGCAGAUGGCAUUGUUCAAGCCAUUUUAUCAAAUUGCCCGCGCUUGAAGCGGAUGAGAGGAUCUAAAGUAACGGUGACAGAGAUUGUCAAUGGUUCAAGAUGGGUGAGCACUAACCUGACUGAUCUGAAUAUCUACCUUGAGGCAGACGUUGAUCAAGAGACAGCAGAAGGCAUGGCGAAGUCGCGUAUUGCGUCCAAACAACUCGGAAAGUUGACUCGACUACGUUAUCUUGAUCUAACACGACAGAGUCCGAGAAUAAGGGGGAAAAACGGACAACUGGAUAUAAAACUAAGAGCAGGUCUCGAUGAGUUAGUCAACCUGAAGAACCUGACUUGGCUAUGGUUUAGAUAUGAUGGAAGUCAACGAUUAGACUUUGAGGAUGCAACAUGGAUUGUGAAUAAUUGGCCAAACAUCGAGUUCUUGUCUCACUUUCUGAUAGACGACGACCUCUCUGUAUCCACUUCCGUGGAUUCUUUAUUCGGUUCACGCAAUAUUAUACGUAGUUAGACUAAAGAAAGAACCACAUUAUCACUUCAUGGUCUGCUAUGAAUAAAACUCUUUGGACAUUCACUUGCCCAAAGUGUGUCUACUUU
Molecule: messenger RNA, 1469 nt
Organism: Lobosporangium transversale
Lineage: Eukaryota; Fungi; Mortierellomycota; Mortierellomycetes; Mortierellales; Mortierellaceae
Exons: 3
Coding region: 13-1383 (456 amino acids)
Source: RefSeq, a predicted model, not a curated record